Cordyceps fumosorosea ARSEF 2679 is the source of this 588-nucleotide messenger RNA. RefSeq lists its product as hypothetical. The record is from RefSeq and is a predicted model, not a curated record. NCBI's taxonomy places the organism in Eukaryota, Fungi, Ascomycota, Sordariomycetes, Hypocreales, Cordycipitaceae. Bases 1 to 588 code for a protein of 195 amino acids. The transcript has 2 exons.
AUGCCUUUUCAGCACCCAUUUCAAGAAUCUCAGUUUGACCUCUUCGACUGGUACCCCAAGUUCCGCGAGUGCCAGUCGUACUUCAUCCAACACGCCCAAUACACCGGCCCUGUGCAGACCGUCGCGGCCAAGGUCAACAUCCUUCUGCCCUUCCAAAAGGCCCAGCGCCGGCUCGGCGCCGGUGCGCCCCCCGACGGGCCCCCGAACAGCCCCCUAACCGACCCGGCCACCGCCGCCGAGCCGCUGGUGCCGUACGUCCGGCGUCUCGUCGCCACCGGCUUCGACACUCCCGCCGUCAUGUUCGAGUUCUUCGGCGACGAGUGGACCGACGGCGUCGGUCCCGUGCACCAGGCCGAGCGCCGCAACUUCCUCUUCGCCGCCAAGUCGGAGAACUGGGCCACCGUCAAGGCCAGCUACGACAUGGACGCCGGCCAGCUCGCGCCCUUCCUCCGCCCGCUGCAGGGCGCCACCGAGCGCGAGAUCCGCGCCGCCGAGCACAGCUGGAGCGAGUGGCUCGCCAUGCAGGACUGGAUGAUCGGCCCGCGCGCGCCGCCCGCCGACACCGGCGCCGGCGGCGAGGCCAAGUGA